AGUUCGCUCUUCUCUCUCCCUACUCCCUAAUCGUCGUGAAGAUGAAGAAGUUUAUGUUCGCAACUUUGCUGCUUAUGGCACUUCUCCUCACCUCUUCUUUUCUUCAGGCCGCCAUGGCUGACGACGCAAUGUUAGGUUUGUGCGACUCAAAGUGCAAGAACAGAUGCGCCAAAGCAGGAAUCAUGGACCGUUGCUUGAAGUACUGUGGAAUCUGCUGCAAGCAAUGCAACUGUGUUCCUUCGGGUACUUAUGGGAACAAGCACGAGUGUCCUUGUUACAGAGACAAGAAGAACUCCAAGGGCAAGCCCAAGUGCCCUUAAUUAAAAUCUUGAA
This is a messenger RNA of Telopea speciosissima, 333 nucleotides long. RefSeq names its product peamaclein-like. NCBI's taxonomy places the organism in Eukaryota, Viridiplantae, Streptophyta, Magnoliopsida, Proteales, Proteaceae. The transcript is spliced from 2 exons. Bases 42 to 320 code for a protein of 92 amino acids. The record is from RefSeq and is a predicted model, not a curated record.